CUUUUUCCUUUCUUUUUUUUCUCAUGUUGGCUAAUAUACAGGCCGGCGCUGCAAUUUCGGAAUCUGCCCUUCUUGUAUAUGGCGGACGAAAUUUCCUCAGGAGGAACCGCAACGAGAACCUGCGCGAGGCAGAAACGAAGAGCUUGCACGGACUGAGUUGUGCAGUCACCUCUGGUCGGGGAGGGAAUAUUUCUGGAGCGGGAGCCCUGUUUCGCAUGAGCCGCAUCGUUUUUGGAGAAGCACAGGCUCAGAGGAGGUGGAGUCAUGAGUGCACACGAGGCACCCAAUCCUGGGAAGGAGCAGGCGGAUGGUGUGAGUGUGGCCACAGAUGGUCCCUCGCCAACCUUGGUCCCAAAGACCAAGAGUGCAAGUCCACCAACUGUCACAAUAAAGAAAGAGCCCGGGACCUCAGAGACGAGUAACGGGAAAGUGGGUGAUGCCAACCCUGCUGAGAUCUGUGUUGUCAUUGGAGGAAAUGAUGGUGGAGGUGGAUCCCGUAGAACUCAGACCGAGGGUAUGUUUGCCCUUGGUACUCCUCCUCCAACGAAGAGCACAGACUCAUGCAUAGGUUCCUAUGUAUGUGGGGUAUGUGGGAAGAAGUACAAGUAUUAUAACUGCUUUCAGACGCACGUCAGGGCACACAGAGAAUCGGAUAACAUGGUUGCAGAUGGCGUACCCCAGACACCCAACAUCUUGUCUCCUCACUGUAGCCGCCUUCCCAUAGGUGACAUCCUAAUACCAGAUAGCUUCCGUUACUCCUGUGACAUCUGUGGCAAGAAGUAUAAAUACUACAGCUGCUUCCAGGAGCACCGUGACCUGCAUGCAGUUGAUGAUCCUUAUGAACAGGUAGUGUUACCUGUGGAUGGCCUUAAAGAGGAGGAGCCAGUUGAACCCUACCAGAAAAUUGGACCAAAAACUGGAAGCUAUGUUUGUGAGUUCUGUGGGAAGCAGUACAAGUAUUUUAACCCAUACCAGGAGCAUGUUGCGCUUCACACGCCAAUGGGCUCUUUUGAUUUGAAGACAUCACGGGUACAGGAAUGUGGUAGCAUGGAUAUGAGUAAAUUUGGCCAAAGCCAAACUGGUAAGAUAAAAAACAGUCCAUUCAGGCGGAAACUGGAAAGUGCAAUUCAGUCCAGUCUGGUUGACACAAACAGUUCGCAGAAUUCAAGCGGGACGCCGAGCCCUCUGGUGGCAAGCAACUUCUCUACAACCCAGAAACCCUACACUUGUGGUGCCUGUGGCAUCCAGUUCCAGUUCUACAACAACCUGCUGGAGCACAUGCAGUCCCACGCUGCGGACAAUGAAAACCACACAAAAGGGGACUCUCCCAAAACCUCCUCAGCCUCCGGUCCUCAAGAGCAGGUGUGGAGGGGCUCUCAGGCUCAGGCCCAUUCCUCAGUUAAACUACAAAUCCAACCUCAAAUUAUCCCCCAGAGAAACCACACAGUCGGCCAGAAUAACGGACUACCUGAGAAGGAACGGCAGCAGGUGGCUGAGCGCCUCUUACGGGUAAUGUGUUCAGAUCUGAGCAUGCUAAACGUGCUCAACAGCAAGGACUUCCUGAAAUUGGCACAGACCUUAGUGGAUACGGGUGCUCGUCAUGGUGCCUACUCCACCCGUGAUGCAUUUGGCAACAUGAGUGCCUUGGCACUGCGUCAGCUGCCCCGCAUGUACAACCAAGUCAAAGUCAAAGUCACGUGUGCUCUGGGCUCCAAUGCUGCACUCGGCAUCGCUAUCACCUGCCACUCCCAGACAUCGGGCCCGGAUGCCUGCUAUGUUCUCACAGCCUACCAGGUGGAGGGGUCGAGACUGAAACGCUAUGUGCUCGGUGUGAGGGAGGCGGAGCUGAGGGAAGGGCCCGAGCAGAUUCACCACUGGGUGCAGAAUGUGCUGUCUGAGUUUGUGAUGUCAGACAUACGCACCGUGUAUGUCUCCGAGCCCAAAGUGUGGGCAGCUGGAUUUGCGGGAUCACCACUAGGUGGUGGCCGGAGCAGGGUCUGCUUGCGAUGCGCAGGGUGUUCACUCGGCGCGGUGGUCCAGGCUGUUCUUGGGAAGCGCAGCCUCCAGGCUAGAGGUCUUCAUGAGUUGGCUGAGCUUCUGUCAACGUGCCGAGAUAUCGCCACUUCCACCACGCUGUCACUUCGUGAGGAACAUUGCACCAAAACAUCCACAAGCACAACGGAGGAAGGCACACAGGGCAGCCCUGCACAAUGCCCCACCCCUCCUUGCUGGGAGCGCACGGCGGAAGCUCUUCUGCAGGUCCACGCCCACCUUGAACAGAUUUGUGAGGCUUAUGGACGAAGUAAGACCACAUCUCCACUCCUCCAAGGUCUCAACAAGCAUCUGCUAGGUACGCUGUCUUGUCUGCUGGCACCUCUGCGUUUGGCAGCUCUGGAGCUGAGCAGCCAGAGGAGACCAACCUUACAACAGGUGCUGCCCGUGUACCUUCGCUUGGAGAAGUUUUUCACGUCCAAAGCUGGAGAGGCUGGAACUGGCACGGCUAGUAAACUCUGCCACUACUUCCUAGAAGCACUUAAGGAAAACUUCAAGGUCGAACGAGCCCACCAGGUAGCCAUGAUCCUCGACCCGCAGCUCAAACUGUGUUCAGUGCCGGCCUACCAGCACGAAGACAUAAUCUCCCGCGCAUGCGAAAUGGCUGCUGAAACCAGGGAUGGAGGUAUGACUGGUGGCGGUUCAGGUGGUGAAGAGCGGGACACUGAUGGCCCACCAACCCCGAAGAUAAGCCGCAUUGAGGGAGGGGGCAACAAUGGCGGCAUCUCAAGGGGGUCCUCCUCUUCUUGCACAGUCUCUGGUAAUGAUGAGAGUCAGAGCCAAGUCAGACAAGAGAUUUUUCAAUACCUGGCCGAGCCACUUCUCCAAGGCACACCUGACCUCUUCCAGUUCUGGAGCUCAGCAGUGAAUGAGAAGUUCCCCCGGCUUUCUCGCCUGGCGAUGUGGCUCCUCGCUGUGCCUGCUGUGGGCAUUCGCAAUGAGUGUGUGACUGUCUGUGAGCAGAGCCUGGCUAUGAAGAGGAGGCAGCAGGUAACCUCUGAGGAGAUGAACAAACUCAUUUUCCUUCGCUCCAAUAUGGGCUAGGAGAGAAGCUCGAUCAACCCUAAUCAACCAAACCGUCACCUCCAACCAAUGACUGAAGACUAUUAUUUAUAUACUGUAGGCUUAGACCAACUGUCAACUUAAAUGUGUUAAAUACUUCUCAUGACAGAUAUUUACAAGAAACUCACAUUGUAUAGGUUGCAAACACUCAUAAAACAAUACGGCUUAUUACAUAUUUUGUAUGGAGAAAGGACUUGUUAAGUACUGUGGACAAAUUGUAGGGGUGGAACGGUAACUCUCAAAAGAUUGUGUGGUAGGCCACCCUCGGUUUGGGAUGCACAUGUAGGCAGGAUCCGUCUUAUCAUGGCCAGUGACUAGAAUUACUUCAGCCUAAUGACUAAACUGCUAAUAUUGCUGUUAAUCUCACUGGCUCACAUCUUUUUCAGGUAAAGUCAGCGGUUUGCUGCUUGAAACUACUGUCAUAGACCUCUGAAAACAUAAAUCAUUAAGUACUCUAGGGGGACUCUGAAUAAUCGACUAUUCAAUCGAAGGAGCCUGAUUGGACAACUGAUCUCUCAGUCAAUUCGUUGCAGUGACGGCAAAAUGUGGCAAUGAAACAAAACAUAAUUCAUAAAUAACAUGGCAUUAUCGAGAGCCAGAUACAUUUUGAAUUUAUGAAUAUUUUCCAAAAUCAGCUUGGGGAGACGUGUAGAAACACGCGUUAGCAGCGCUUUAACAAGUGGUUGCGUUUUGCAUCCCUUGAGACUCUGUUCUCUUCUCCCGUCUGUCUGUUGAUUGCUACAAUGCGGAAAAGGGAAUUGGGACUCAAAGUUUGAUUUACAACCACAAAAAUCAAGCAGGAUAAGAAACUAUCUAUCGAUCUCCACUCAUUGUCAGUCCUACAGACUGCGCCGCAACUACACACAAGUACACACCCUACAUACAACAAACGACGCUGUCAAUUAUUCUGCUGACGCAACAGCUAAGAAAUGGGAACAUUUAUCUGUUUUUGUUUUUUCUUCUCAUUUUUCUAUGUGAAGCUGAAACGGAGGAAUCAAUAAGCAAGAACAAAAAUAAAUGAUUUGACGGUCAGUCAAAUACGGGCGUCUCUUGACCAAUCCGAUAAGAUGAUGUCAAUUCUUCGGGACACUCCUAAAGUACUGGAACAUGUCCAGUGUUUGGAGAAUGAUAAUUUUCAUUGGUGUAUGACAAACAAUUCAGGGGUGAAUCUCUACUGCCAUUGCACCUUUGACUUAAGUGUCUGAUUUACUAUCACAUUAUUAUUAUUAUUAUUAUUGUUUGUAUAUUAUUAUUCAGCCGUGUGAGGUGGUCAGGUUUCUUUCUCAGAGCUAUAUCAUCACAGAUAAUUUGACAGUUGCUUCAGCGGCCUAACAUUUUUUUUUGCUGAAGAUCAUUUGUAAUAUUUCAAGGGUCAAACUCUCCUGAUAAAACAUUAAUAUGAUUCUUUCCGUUUUUGUUUAUGUUACAAAUUGUAAAAUCAUCCAAUGGUUUGUUUUCUUUCUCAAAUUUAAUCAGAGGUCUUAUGCUGCUGGACAUGCAGGCCAAACAGCUAUACACAUACACGUGUGUUUAUAUUUCUUUUUUCCAAAGCUUAAUUAUAAAACUCGUCCAUAGGGAAAUUAUUAAUACAAUUUUAUUUCUUCUUUCCUCAUUGAUCGUUCUAAUAUAAACAUUGUCUGUCUUUUGUGAGCUACACGUUUUACUUUUCAAAGCAUCAAGAUGUAUCAUAGUUUCCAACUUUAUCUAAUGACAGACUCCUACAGUUAAUUAGUAAUGCUAAUUCUUCUUCUUAUUAUAAUAAUUAUUUUUUGCUAAAUCAACGGGAUUUUCUCAGGAAUGAGUGCACCCAAGCAGGCACCGCCACUUUUUGUUCACUGUACCGAAAACACACCAAACUGUAACCUCAGAGCCGAGGUAUGUACUGAACCGUGACUUUUGUGAAACGUUCCACCCCAAAUACAGUUAGUGCCAUUUGCAACAAAUAACAAAUGGAUCACUGAGGGUUUAUUUUCAUUUUUAUUUUUCCAGGAUAAAAGCAAAUUCUGCCAGUACUAAUGAACUCAAGUCGUUUUUAUUUUUUUAUGGAUUCUAGUAUACAUUUACAUAAGCCAAUACCUCCUGAAAUGACUGAUGAAUGGAAAUGAUACUGUAAAUGUGUUUGUUGCCUUUGGUACUAAUUUGUCAUCUACUAGUUAGUCAUCUCCGUUUUUGGGCCUUAAGUCUCUUUCAUGCGGCCACUUUGAACCCGACAGUCAGAACCAACAUCAUGCCUUGUUAUUGCUGUUCAAUGGCCUUCUUUUCACCUUGUUUUCUAAAGCUUUGGGUUAUUUUCUCACUGGCUGAUGGUUUGAAACAGUGUCCUCUAGUGGACAGAUGAGGACUUUACAAGAAUCAUCAUGGACUACUGGUAUUUGACAAGUGCUGCGUUCCAAAGUACAAGUCAUCUCUUGGUUUACAAAAGAGUCCAGGAAUAAUUUCAACAAUAGCACACGUAUCCACUGUAUGAACCUGUACUUAGUAGACCAGGUCUUCUUUGGGCUCACAUCAGAGCAGGGAGAUAUAUCAAUACUGAUGUUGUGGUAUGAGUCGUAUGGAUUUUGUUUAUUUGCUGCUCCACAUGAAUGAAAGGCUCCAUCACACUCUUUGAAUUAUAUUCAAAUAUUUAAAACUAAUAGUCAUAAUUUAAAAUAUCUACUGUAAAGAAUCGUAGGAUCUAUGUUGACAUGUUUCCCAGCUUUAGAGCCCAGUACAACUUAAAUUAAAGUCACAUUACAUUUCUGCCCAACGAAUAUUGCUCAAUCUCCCAUUCGAUUAAAUUAAUUGAAUUGGACAAAUCAAUUCAAGGACAGCCAGUUGGAAAGUGGAUGAACUGUACCUUGAAAUGGACAAGUCACUAUUCUUUUCCUGUGGCACCACAUUGUUGUGUGCAUCACCAUACUGAUGGACAUCGCCCUCAUAGACGGUUUACAGUUAGGGAUCCACAUUUAUUCAUCACCCAGGUUGGAAUUGUGACACGCCCUUUUUGUUUGAGGCUGUUUUGUUCCACAUGAAGAAUGCUCCUCUGGUUUGCAAGGUCACAGGAAAUAUAAUGUCGACAAGUCACGACACUGCACAUGGAAAUUAUAGGGUAUGCCUAGUGAAUAGUUGAGAGUGUAACACCAAGACGGGUCUCACUAAAAUGAGAUUCGGUUUAGUCCACCAAAAAUGCAGUUGUGUACAUUUUCAUUUAUGAUAACCAUUUAUUAUAAAUGCAUUUAUGGUUAAACAUGCUUAAAUUGUGUCUGUCAAUCUAAGAUGAAUGGCUCUGCAUUGUAAACUACGUCAGGUGAUUUUUAAUAUUUAAUAGACUGUUGCCCUCCUUACCUCCAUUUACAGCUUUGAUUUAAUAAUGAUAUUAUGAUAAAUGCUCAUCUCCUAAAGGAGUGACUGCACAGCACUGUUUGGCUGCUCACUGGUGGAACGUUUCCAGCCUGUUCCACCAUCCGUGAUGGAUGGAAGUGGUCAGAAAUGUGUGCUGUUGCACCUGUAACCACAUCCAGCGGUGAUGUCAUGGGGUGUUUGUGUACACCUGCACAUCACUGCUGCAGGUGAGAAGUCAAACCACUGAAGGUCAGCAAAGGCAACAUUUUCAGGGGGACUUAGGUUGCUCUGUAAUGGGUUCUUAAGCUUUCUGAUGUGUGUUAUUGUUAUUAUUUUGUUCACAUUUUAACACAGUUUAUCUGUUUUCCCUCUCUAAGGCUUGGGGAGAGUAACUUGAUUCAGUGUAACCAAGAUGCAUCCUUUCAUUGUGAUAGUCUAUAUCUAUAAUACUGUUAUACAAUGGAUUUAUGUCACAUUUAUAUUUUGGUAAAAGAAAAGAUUGGGAUAAAUUAUAUUUAACAUUUUAAUUUUUUAAGAACCAAUCCAAUGUUUUACCUCAGUACUCAGAAAGUAAUGUUGUAAUUUUAAAGAUUGGAAAUCAGAUGUUCAUACCAAAUUUAGCUUUGGUCUAAGAUAUAGUCAAAAUACUGUGCGUUAGUUUGCGGUAUUGGCAGCGAUCCCGGAUUGAACUGACGAAGGGAGUUUUCUUACAGGUUUUUAAAUAAGUAUUUUAAAUAUAUGCUCUGGGACAAAAUGCCAUUGUUGACGUAAUGAUGUCAACAUGAUUUUACUUAGAAAUAGCACUCUUUGUUGAUUAAAUGAUAAUUAUAUCUAAGAUGUGCAUGCUUUUAAUACGAGUACUGAUAUAUAUAUAUACAGUCAGAGCCGUGAAACGCUGGCUCACGAGUAGACGUUAUUCCUUAGGACACUCAUCAACCGUCGGAUAAGCAACCGGAACUUUAACCUUUCGUGGUGGGAGUAGUGAUGCUGAUCAUAAGUUGGUGUUUAUGAGUUGACUUUGACUCCAUUUUCAGAGGAUGUAUUAUAUAAAUACAAGAUAACUGCUGUUUUAUGCCACAAGGGGGAGCCUUCAUUUCAGAGAUACAGUAGGGAACACCAAUAACAUUAUACCUCUAUUUUCUACAGUAGCAUUUCAAAAGGUUUUUGAUAUGAUAGAAAACUCAACUAGGAUAUUAUUACAACAUUUAAAUCAGCUGUAAGUUUUAUUUUACUUCAGGAUAUUAACUUCAGAUAAUAAUUGUACAAUAUGGUAUAAGAAUGCAAACAUGGAGACCUUUUCUGUUUCAACUAUGGAUCAUACUCUGUAUUAUCAAUUCAGGUUAAGAAAUUAGUGUUGCUUUCAUCCUAUUUUAGACAUUUCUUCCUUUUAUACUCUGCUACAAUGCAAAAAAAAAUGGGUUGAGUCUAUUAAUUUUGUGUGUUUUUAAUGCACUUUGGCAGCAGAUUCCUGUGUAGCUUCAGAUCUGAGUUGUCUUAUUAGUAAGCCUUAUUUAUACUUUUGUAGCAACACUAUUUUUAUAUAAUGGCAAAGAAAGGGUUCAGUAUCUUUUCUUUUGUUGUUCCUGUGUCAUAUGUGGCAGCGCUGUUCAGUGUUUCUUGAAUACAUUACCCACUGUAGUAUGUGAAGUGUGAAUAAACUCCAACUCUGUGUCAACAA
Cyclopterus lumpus (lumpfish) is the source of this 8113-nucleotide messenger RNA. RefSeq names its product zinc finger protein 618 (gene znf618). The transcript is spliced from 16 exons. Lineage: Eukaryota; Metazoa; Chordata; Actinopteri; Perciformes; Cyclopteridae. The record is from RefSeq and is a predicted model, not a curated record. Bases 265 to 3096 code for a protein of 943 amino acids. Gene Ontology annotation, molecular function: protein dimerization activity.